Oncorhynchus masou masou (cherry salmon) is the source of this 1879-nucleotide messenger RNA. RefSeq names its product chromobox protein homolog 1-like. Bases 497 to 1294 code for a protein of 265 amino acids. The record is from RefSeq and is a predicted model, not a curated record. The transcript is spliced from 8 exons. Gene Ontology annotation, cellular component: nucleus; pericentric heterochromatin. Gene Ontology annotation, biological process: negative regulation of transcription by RNA polymerase II; chromatin organization. Gene Ontology annotation, molecular function: chromatin binding. NCBI's taxonomy places the organism in Eukaryota, Metazoa, Chordata, Actinopteri, Salmoniformes, Salmonidae.
AACUCGCCCGUUUACCUUCAUGUUAAAUGUUAUAUCACCGACACGCUUGUUAUGGACAGGAUACAAUUAUCCGCAUUCAGAAGAAAAUGCUGGGUUGUUCGAGGGGGCGGAUAGAUUCCUCGCUCGUACGCUUCAGCUCGACCGACUAGCUAAUCUCUACAACAUCUGAGAAACCUAGCCAGCUAGCUACACGAGAAUCCACACAAUGUGGAAUCGAUGCACGUGUAUAAACGUAGUUUUUUUUAUCGGACAUUAAGGGGGGUGGACACGAUCUAUUUAGCUUACGCAUGCUCAUAUUUGAUUUAAUAUAAUAAACGGAACUGAUUUAUAUAAGAAAAUAUAAAACAAGUUAUUUUUCUAUCUCAGCAUCAUUUAAAGACAGACUGUUUUCACUAUCGAAUAACUCGUUUUGAGGGCCCCUGAUAGAGAACUGGAAACAAGACUGUAACUACCAAUUGGGGAGAAAGGAACAACUGUUGGUCCCACGGUCUACCUGAUGAGUAUGAGCGAGAUUACAGAACCUUCUAAUGAUGCUCCCACUCUUACUGAAGUUUUAUCAAUUCAGAAGGUGAGGCUAUUUGUCUCACAAGAUGCCAUAGAACAGGGCUCUCCAACCCUGUUCCUGGAGAGCUACCAUCCUGUGGGUUUUCAAUAUAACCCCAAUUCCGCCAUUAACCCUGCAUCCACAGCCAUCAUUCCCCCUGCACCCACAGCCCCCACCCAGUCUGAGGUGACGAUGACGACACCGGCUGAGGAGAUACAGGAGAAGGCGGCUGAGGAUGUGGUGGCCGUGGAGGAAGAGGAAGACGAAUAUGUGGUGGAGAAAGUUUUGAAUCGAAGGGUGGUGAAAGGGAGAGUGGAGUACCUUCUUAAGUGGAAAGGCUUUUCGGAUGAUGACAACACAUGGGAGCCAGAGGAUAAUUUGGACUGUCCCGACCUGAUUGCACAGUUUCUGCAGAAACAGAAAUCCGCUCAUGAGUCUGUAGGCAAGAGGAAGUCUGCAGAGCCUAAUGUGGAAGGAGAGGAAAGUCGACCCAAGAAGAAAAAAGACGACCCAGAGAAACUAAGGGGCUUCACUCGAGGUUUGGAUCCAGAGAGGAUUAUUGGUGCCACUGACUCCACUGGAGAACUCAUGUUCCUCAUGAAAUGGAAAAACUCAGACGAAGCAGACCUGGUACCAGCUAAGGAAGCAAACGUGAAGUGUCCAAAUGUGGUCAUAUCCUUCUAUGAGGAGCGGCUCACGUGGCACUCUUACCCCACAGAGGAGGAGGAGAAGAAGGACGACAAGAACUAGCCGUCUUGGAGAGAGGUAUCAAGCUGGUUCUGAAGACUGUAGAGGUAGUGUCAAGGGCUUAUGGGGCUCUAGGCAAAGGGUCUGAGACAAGCACCACAGCACAUGGACUCCCUUUUUGGUUUAAUAUCACCCAUCAGGUUAAAAUCUCUGGAUAUGACCAAAGUCAAUACACGCUGUGGGUUCUCUUGAGAAAUCACAACCCUGGAAGAAAUGUAUAAUGCAGUGUUAAAUGUUAAGAUUCAUUCUAGUGACCAUUUGGAUACUACAAGAUCAUUUUCACAGGGCAGUUGACUAAGAGGUCUAGGCCUUGUACAUUACUGUGUAGGCUGGUGGAAAUGUUAUCAUUCAUUGUCUUGUAAACAAGUCAACGGUGCCAUUUAGUUUUAUGUAAAUGUUUUGUAGCUUAUAGUGCAAAACAAUGUUAAUCUUUGCUCAUUUUGUGACUGUUUUAGUGUAUUGAGGUAACACAUUUUUGAAAACCAUGUUUUUUUUAAACUUUGCUCAUUUGUCCAUCUUAUUCUAAAAUUUCAUAAACAGGACUUGCUUGUCUGUUUUUGGAGAAUAAACAACUUGUUACAAUUGUCA